Ichthyophthirius multifiliis is the source of this 2271-nucleotide messenger RNA. Its product is annotated as ubiquitin carboxyl-terminal hydrolase family protein, putative. The transcript is spliced from 14 exons. Gene Ontology annotation, biological process: protein deubiquitination. NCBI's taxonomy places the organism in Eukaryota, Ciliophora, Oligohymenophorea, Hymenostomatida. Gene Ontology annotation, molecular function: cysteine-type deubiquitinase activity; cysteine-type endopeptidase activity. The record is from RefSeq and is a predicted model, not a curated record. Gene Ontology annotation, cellular component: nucleus; cytosol.
AUGUGUAAUAGAACUCAUUUAAAUUAAAAUAUUCCGACUCAUUUAUAUAGUGAAUUAGUUAAAUCAGAAUAAGGAAGAAGACUUUUGACCAACAAUAAAAUAAUCAAUAAAUGUAUUAAUAUUAUUUAAGAUAAUGAUUCUAAUAUUUUAUCAAAAAGAGCUGCUUUAUGGUCUAUUGGAAACAUUGGAUAUCAUAAAUAAGGCUCUGAAAUGAUUAUUUAGGAUAAUAUUAAUAUAAUUUAAUAUUUAGUUAAUUUAGCAUAAUAAAGUGAAGUAUUAUCUUUGAGAGGAACUUGUUUAUAUAUACUCAAUAUGCUUUCAAAUACAGAAUUAGGAAGAAAACAUAUUUUAAGUAAUAAUUGGUAAUGCAAUUGGAAUAAUAAUACAGGAUGGGUUGUUAUUCCUGAUAUUGAAAGAAAAAAUAUAAUGCAAGAGGAAAUUAAAGCAAAAGAUUGCGCCCAUGGGUUAGAUAAACCAGUAUUACCAAGAUAAGCAAAAUAAUUUGUCGGAUUAAAAAAUAAAGGAUCUACAUGCUAUCUAAAUUCUUUAUUUUAAGCUUAUUAUACAACUCCAGAGUUCAGAUAAUCUAUAUUUAAUAUGAAAUUAUGUGUCGAUAGUUAAGAAAAAAGAAGCAAUUUUGUUGAUAAUAUAAACAAACAUAAUUUUUUAUUAGCUUUUUAAAAACUUUUUAUAGAAAUGCAAGAAUUAAAUGUUUCCCACAUAAGCACUGAAGAAGUUCUUAAAAGCUUUGGUUGGGACAAUAAUGAAGCAUUUUAAUAAUAAGAUAUUUAAGAAGCUAUAAGAGUUAUUUUUAAUGGUUUAGAAAUUGCAUUGAAAGGAACUCAAUUGUAAGAUUAAUUGUUAGAUAAUUUUAAAAUUCUUACUGUUGAUUAAAUAUAAUGUUUAAAAUGUAAAUCUAUAAAAGAAAUGUCUCAUAUAUAAUAUGAUUUAAUGGCCUAAAUUAAAGGAUAAGAUUGUUUAGAAGAAAGUUUAAUAAAUUUAUAAAAUCAUGAAAAACUCACAAAUGAAAAUUAAUAUUUUUGUAAUUAAUGCGAUUCUAAAUAAGAUGCUUUAAAAGGAACUGAAAUUCGCAAAUUACCAAACAUAUUAACUAUUUCUUUAAUGAGAUUUGAAUUCGAUAUGGUAAAAUAAUAAAGAAAUAAAUUAAAUGAUAGAUUUUCAUUUGGUUUGGAAUUAGAUGCCUCAUUAUUUUGUGAUUAGUUUAAUCCAAAUGAUGAGAAUCAUAUUUAUGAACUUUAUGCUGUUCUUAUACAUAAAGGGGGUGCUUAUGGUGGCCAUUAUCAUGCAUAUGUAAGAGAUCUUUUGUCAAAUAAUGAAAAUAAUAAUCGUCCAAAUAAUGGUUAUGAACUGCUAUAAAAUGAAGGUGCUUAAAAGAAUAGCUAAAUAGAAGAAGAAAAAGUUGUUUCUGAUGGCUAAAAUAAUUAAAAUUAAAUAAUUUUAGAAACAUAAAAUGAACUUCCAAAAAGAUACUAUCCAUAAUAAAGUUGGAGGCUCAAAGAUUUAGAAAACGAUAAAGUUUUUUCUUUAGAAGAUUAUAGAGAAUAAAUAAAAGAUAUAGUAUAAUAACACUAGGAAUUAAGAUUUAGUAUAGAAGAAGGUUUAAUUCCUAAAAAGGAUUAAUAAAUAAUUAAAUUUAGAUAUUUUAGUGAGGUUAAAAAAGAUAAUAUAUAUACAGAAGUAAUUGUUAAUAACAAUACUACAGUAAAAGAAGCAAAACAUUAGGCUUGUGAUUAGCUUGGCUUUUGCCCCUAAGAAUACUCUGUUUAUAAAGUUGAUGAAAAUGAUUAACCAUUUAAUUGCAUCAAAAGGGAAUAAUAAUUAUUAAAUGCUAAUAAUUUAAAAAAAUGCACUUUAUAUUAAUUAGUAUCUUUUAAAAAUUCAAUCGAUUUAAAAGAAAGUUAAUUUGCAGUUUAUUUAAUACCAUAAAAUGACGGAGAAAAACAAGUUUAUAUUUCUACUAUAAUCAUAAAUAAAAAUGCUUCAGUUGAUGAAUUAAAACAAACUAUUAUGUAAUAAGAAACAUUUCAAGACAUCGCUUUACAAUAUGAAACUUUAACCUUAGAUAAUAUAAGAGUGAGAGAAAUGAGAAAAAAUCAUUAGUUGGGUAGUAUACUUAAAAAAACUGAUAAGAAAAUUGGGAAGUUAUUAAGUAAUGCUGUUUAAGUUUUAGCUGUUUAGGUAAAUUUUAUAUUUAUUUUUUUAAAUAUGAAUUGUUAAAAAGAUUAUGUAAAACGCAGAAGAGUUAUUUGA